Molecule: messenger RNA, 2657 nt
Organism: Babjeviella inositovora NRRL Y-12698
Lineage: Eukaryota; Fungi; Ascomycota; Pichiomycetes; Serinales
Product: alpha-mannosyltransferase
Exons: 1
Coding region: 135-2462 (775 amino acids)
Biological process (GO): protein O-linked glycosylation
Cellular component (GO): Golgi apparatus
Molecular function (GO): alpha-1,3-mannosyltransferase activity
Source: RefSeq, a predicted model, not a curated record
CUGGGGUCUCAACAGCCGAUUUCUUUCCUAUUUUGUCACUAACCGGCCGUAACUACUCAUAUCCGAUACACGGGUACUUUAUCACUACAUCUCGCAACCUCAGCAGUUGAAACGAACCCUACAAACACCAGACAAUGCAUCUACCUCAGUGGAACCCUAAAGCAAAUCAACGGCUGCCAGGGCAUAACGGCGGUCGAAUCACGUUGUAUCUCUCAAAGAUGCCAUUUAACCGUUACUUUAGACGUGCCCAAAAGCGAGUGCUUCUAAAGCUCGGACUAUUGAUGUUUUGCAUACUCCAGAUCAAAUGGCUAUACAGCCGUUUUACUCCCAUCUCGAAGAAUCCCGUGAUAUUCGAAGCUGGGGUCAACGAUGAUUCUCCCACUACAUUCAAAAACCUCCUCGUAACCUCCAUGGACCCCCAAACCAAGCGAGAAACCUGUCAACGGUAUUUCCAAGAUUUGUACGUACAAGACCCCCAAUGGGCCUUCCAAACGUUCAAUAUGUAUGAUCCCCGCGCAAUCGACCAUGAUAGGUUUAUCCGGGAGGAUGUCGCAGCCUUGCAGAAAGCGUACUACAAAGACAUCAACAAGCUCACGGAUUUCGAAAUGUGGAAUGCACCGCACAACGUGUACCCUGAGCCUUGGAAGAACAUUCGCCUCAGCGACAAGGAACACCAGGAUAUUGAAUCGAACUUUAAGACACAAUUCCACCUCAUGACUGGUACUGAGCAAGGAAUUGUGGAUACGGUGGCUAAUUUGAGAGCCUUUGGUGCCUGCCAUCUUCUCCACAACCAAGAGUUCAAUGCGCAGAAAGACGCCCAGGUCGCGCUUACCAAGGCUGUUAAACAGAAUAAAAAAUUGGCUAAAGCAGGGAAGCCGUUGGUUGAUGUGUCUUCGCUUAAUACAACGUGUGAGGCAUUGCAGGAACGAUUGUUUCCUUGGAUGACCUCCAAGUUUCCUGUAUUCACCAGAUGGGACGGGAAGGUUGUCACAGGUAGACUUCCGGUCAUGUCAGACUAUCUCAAAGAUCAGGCACAGAAAGUGCGCACCAGCAAGAAGGCUAACCGGGUAGAAAACUCGUCGUGCUACAUCCUACGCCUUUUGCAAUCGUUCAACGGUAAGGGGAUAGUUAUCUCUGCGGCGGAUAAAUUCAAAGAUGACCUAAUCAACUUGAUAAGAGUCUUGCGAAGCCUCCAAAACGAAUUGCCUAUUCAAGUCUUUCACAGCGGUGACUUGAGCCUCGAGACCCAACGCGAAGUUGUUGCCGCAGCUAGGGCGACGUUUGACAUGGAUUCAUUUCCUAAAUCUUACCACUCCAUGGUGGAAGCGUUAAAAAAGCAACACAAAGUACCAUCGUUCCCACAACAGGAGAUUUGGUUUGCGGAUGUCAGGGGGUGCGUAGUGCCGGAGUACGAAAUGUACUUUAAAAGGUUUUAUAGCAAACUCCUCCCACACGUGUUUGGCUCGUUUGAAGAGACCAUGUUGAUGGAUGCCGAUACUGUCCCCUUAGUUCCCCCAGCUGACUUUUUCCAGUCCCGGGGCUACUUGAAAACAGAAACACUAUUUUUCAAAGACAGAGAGACCCACAACGAAAACGCCGACCACACACGGGCGUUCUUCAGAAAGAUGAUGCCUACGGUGCUAGAUGAGCUUUUCUUGGGGCUUCCAGCUGCAACCAAUUUCACCCUUGACAAUGCCUUCUUGGGUAACAACAAGCGCCAUGUGCAUCUCAUGGAGUCGGGGAUCGUGAUGUAUCGGAAAUCCGCCCAUUUCACCGGGAUUCUUAUGACUGCAUGCAUCAACUUUUGGACACUGGUCAGAACAAGAAUCGGCGGCGACAAAGAGAUGUUUUGGCUUGGGAUGUCCAUGGCGGCAGACGAGAACUAUAGCUUCAACGGUAAUCACGCAGCGGCGGUGGGAACCGUCACCCCGAAAGAGUUUCUCCCAGCAGCGGCCAACGAAAUUUGUUCCACCCAGCCUGGCCACGUGUCGUCUGAUGAUGACCAGACGUUGAUGUGGAUAAAUUCCGGAUUUAAAUUCUGCAAGAAGCCAGGCUCGUUCGAGGAGUCCAAAAAAUCGGACAAAUUGUUGAUGUUUUCGGGUGCAAAGAGCUUAACCGAGCGAGAAGGCUACAACGAGAACGCCGUGAGAUCAAUGUACUCGGAAGCCAUCGAUAUUCAAGCCGCAAUAGUCCCUCCUGAAACAAGGAAGCCGCUCCGUGAUCCAGCCAACGCUCAUGAGCCACCACUUGGGUGGAAGUCCGAAGGGUCUUGCAAUGCCUAUUUAUGGUGUGCCUACGAUCGUGUGGGGGCAAGCUCAAAGCCAGAGCACCAGGGGAAACUCAUCGAGUUUUCGGCUGAUCACAAAGCUCGGUUCAAAUUCAUUGGAGACUUGUGGAUGGGCUAUGGUAUCCAGCAAGAGGGAGUUCCAAUAAGGGGAAGAAAAAACGUGAUUAGGGCGUGACAAAUGCAGAGAUUUGUUUCGGGAACCAGGUAACUCCAAGAAUAACAUUUAGAUUUUUUUUUAGAAAUACCUAGGCUUAAUAGUGCAUUAUCUUAUGCAUUACUAUAUAAGUCAUUUCUGUGGCAUAGCUCUACCUCGAGGAUAGAAUAUCUACUUAUGGUAGUAUACUGGUUAGUUAUAUAACUUAUAUAGGAU